UUUUCUUCGCCCAUCGACUGCAAGAAUUCUUUGUGAUUCAGCAUUUCGCUUUCUCGCACUUUUUCUCGAGAAAAACUGUUCUUUAUUCGCCCUAGAAAAUCCGACCUCGACCUCGACCUCGACCUCGACCGAAUCCCUCUCACUAUUCUCUCAGAGAAAUCCAUCAAUGAACGAGCGAGCGUCGUAAUCUCUUCGCCCCAGCACGAUUAAGGGAUUCCGAGAGAGGCGCUCCGUCAAUGGCUGCGCAAGCGCAGGGCACGGCUAUGGACCCCGUCGCGCUGGACGACAUAAUCGAGCGGCUGAUCGAGGUCCGAUCGUCGAGGCCCGGGAAGCAAGUGCAGCUCUCGGAGUCGGAGAUCAAGCAGCUCUGUGUCGCCUCCAGGGAUAUCUUCAUGCAACAGCCCAACUUGCUCGAGCUGGAAGCGCCCAUCAAGAUUUGUGGUGACAUUCAUGGACAGUACAGUGACCUACUGAGGCUUUUUGAGUACGGCGGUUUUCCUCCGAAUGCCAAUUACUUAUUUCUAGGAGACUAUGUGGAUCGCGGCAAGCAGAAUUUGGAGACGAUAUGCCUUUUGCUUGCCUAUAAGAUCAAGUAUCCAGAGAACUUCUUUCUUCUGAGAGGAAAUCAUGAAUGUGCUUCUAUUAAUAGGAUAUAUGGAUUUUAUGAUGAAUGCAAGCGGCGUUUUAAUGUGAGACUUUGGAAAGCCUUUACCGACAGUUUCAAUUGCCUCCCAGUCGCGGCUCUUAUUGAUGACAAAAUACUAUGCAUGCAUGGUGGUCUUUCUCCUGACCUGACAAACUUGGAUCAAAUAAGAAAUCUACCACGCCCAACUGCUAUUCCUGACACAGGCCUGCUUUGUGAUCUGCUUUGGUCCGAUCCUGGCGGUAGGGAUAUGAAAGGAUGGGGUAUGAAUGACAGAGGGGUCUCAUACACCUUUGGUGCAGAUAAAGUGUCAGAAUUAUUAACAAAGCAUGAUUUGGACCUUGUUUGUCGUGCUCAUCAGGUUGUUGAAGACGGAUAUGAAUUUUUCGCAGAUAGGCAACUAGUGACUAUAUUUUCAGCUCCGAACUACUGUGGUGAAUUUGAUAAUGCUGGUGCAAUGAUGAGCGUUGAUGAGAAUUUGAUGUGCUCCUUCCAAAUUCUUAAGCCAGCAGAGAAGAAAGCUAAGUCAUUGAUGUCAACAAAGAUGUGAUGCUUGCUGUACUGUAAUUCUUCGAUGAGAGAUUCUUCCCUUGUGGCUCAGGAUGCGGCAAAAACCUGAAGAUCACUAUUAUAUAUGGCUUUUUAACAUCUGCGUUUGGUGUAAAUGCCAGUCUGCUGUUUGAAAGACCUUCCCGAUGCCAUUGUGAAGACAACUUCUCGGGCACAAAUAAAUGCCAUUCCCCGGUAAUUUAUCUGCUGCACUUGUUUAUGUAACUGGCCUAGGCGUGCUUAUUUGAGAUACUCGUGAAGGUCAGUCUGUACUGGUAA
Messenger RNA from Rhodamnia argentea, 1471 nucleotides. RefSeq names its product serine/threonine-protein phosphatase PP1 isozyme 4. The coding region runs from base 237 to 1193 and encodes 318 amino acids. Lineage: Eukaryota; Viridiplantae; Streptophyta; Magnoliopsida; Myrtales; Myrtaceae. Gene Ontology annotation, cellular component: cytoplasm; nucleus. The transcript has 4 exons. The record is from RefSeq and is a predicted model, not a curated record. Gene Ontology annotation, molecular function: protein serine/threonine phosphatase activity.